AUGGAUCACGACAUCUCUCAGACCAAAGACAGUCUUCAGCAGUUUGAUGUCUCCGGCAAUAGUCCAUCUGGUACUCUUGCCGCUUUGGGAGAGGAGUAUUCGUCGUUCUGGCAGGGACCAGGUCUCGCGGAGAUGGCUGCUGAACUGGGUCUGAAGGAGAAGUCGUUCGUAACCUUCGGCAGCGGCCAGACGGCCUCGUUUUCCAAAGCCUACUAUGCCAUGGAAGGGAAAGGCAAACCGCUUCUUGCGCCAAUACCACCAGACGUAUUUCGAGAUGCCUUGGCACGCCCUCACGCGGUACACGAAAGAGCUCACCUCGUGCUCAUCUAUGGAGUUCUGUUAACCGAGGCUGCGUUAAAUGAAAGCUACGACAGGACCACCGUCACCAAGUUGAGAUGGAACCUCAGGCUUUCCAUCGACGAUGCGAGACUACUGCUAGAACCAAGCGACCUCAAUAUGCAGGCGUUGAUGAUCUUGGCUUUCCAUGUUCAAGAAGUCACAACCCCAUCGCUGUCUUGGAUGGUCUUUUCGAUCGUCUGCAGAAUGCUGCAAGCGUUGGGCGUCAAUGCAAGGAGUCUGGACCCCGAGACUCGAGAAAGACGCCUCCUCCUGGCCUGGACUUUCAAUGCCAUCGACAAGAAUCUUGCGCUCAUCUUCGGGCGGCCGCCCGCUAUGCACAAGAUCACGAACGCUAACCUGCCGAUUAUUCCUGUGCACAAACUGUUGGAAUACCGGCCUCACCAGGUCAUUGACGGCGGCCGCAUUGGGACUUCCUACCAGAGCACCUUCGGUGCGCACUUCCUCUACUUCAUGCACCGCUCUUCAGAGGUGACUGCCGAUAUCUGGUCUUGCCUGUACGAAGACAGCUCCAACAUCGCUCGCGUACGCGAGAAGCUGGAUGACUGGCACCAAAAGACAACUUCGACCCUCGAAGCAUGCCUGGUCGCAGAACAGCCUUUCAUGGCCCCAGAGGCUCUCGACUCCAUGCGCUUGGGCAUCAAGUAUCAACACUUCAACUACAACUACUUCAAAGUACUGCUGAUCCGCUCACGGCCCGAUCUGCGCGAAGAAUGCAUCUCGUCCUCACAACAGAUCUUGUUUUUACUCGAAGACUUGGUCUCCGACUCGUCUGAGGUGUUCAACGGCGUUAUUUGGGUCAUCCUGUACUGCCCUUUUACGCCGUUCUUCAUCCUGUUUGGUGAAGUUCUAUCAAAAGGCAAUACUCCGUCCACAAAACGGUCGUUGAAGGCUUUGGAGACGAUGUCUUCGUUUUUGAAUCAGAUGAGAUCUCGUCAUCCUCAGGCGGCCAAGCUUCAUACGAUCGCUACGACAUUCGUGCAGUAUGCUCAGCAGGUCCUUCGAAGGUCCGAAGACUCUAAGACAGAGGCAGACGCUGCUGCUGAUCCAAACGCACGCGUUCCUACGAGCACGAGUACUUCAGUGGGCACAAACAACACCAUCCCUCCGACAAGUCUGCCUCAUGAGCCAGCCCCGGAUCAGCAGCACCCGCAAGACUUACUCGAUUUGUUCAACGAUCCAGCCGUGCAAGACCUUUCCAUGGACAUGGACUUCUGGCUACCAAAUGCCUCGACAUCGCUCCAGCCUGAAGUCCAGCCGAGCAGUAUGGAGGGCAUGCUCCAAAGCGCCGGCAUGGCCAGCAACGAUGCCUAUGGAUUCUUCGCGGACUCCAACUUCGACUGGCUUUCAUGGGAUGCGAUGACUGAUAUGUCCAUGCAGUGA
This is a messenger RNA of Saxophila tyrrhenica, 1740 nucleotides long. RefSeq lists its product as uncharacterized. The coding region runs from base 1 to 1740 and encodes 579 amino acids. Gene Ontology annotation, molecular function: zinc ion binding; DNA binding. Lineage: Eukaryota; Fungi; Ascomycota; Dothideomycetes; Mycosphaerellales; Extremaceae. The record is from RefSeq and is a predicted model, not a curated record. Gene Ontology annotation, biological process: DNA-templated transcription. The transcript has 3 exons.